AUGAUUAAUACUGUCCACCUGAACUUAUCAAAUACUUUUCAACAUUUGGAUUGUCAUAUUACUACUAACACUGAUAUUAACACUACUAACACUGAUAUUAACAGUAUAGUUAAUGUAUCCUGGUAUAGAGACAAUGGUAAUGAGAACAGACUAGUAUCAGACAGUGAAGGAGUAUCUAUACUACCCAUUGUGUCUGUUACAUAUACAUCAUUCAACAGUACAUUGAGGUUCAGUCCAAUAACAUCAUCAACUCCAGUAUCAACACUUGGUAAUUACACUUGUGUAGCAUGGAUAGGAGGACAAUCAGUUAGAAUUAAAACAUCAAAUAAUGUACAAGUUACAAUGAAAAUCAAUAAUUCUAGAGAUGUUGUUAGUAUGUCUCUAUUGAAUGAAUAUACAGCUGGAGACAGUUUUAAUGCAACUUGUAUGAUUACUGCUCAUCAAUUAUCACCUCCUAUUGCUAGUAAAGCAACCAUUAACAUUAUACACAACAGCAGUAUCAUUAGGUCAGGUGUAGCUGAUAUUGGUACCACUGGUAGUCACAAACGAUCUUUAAACAUUCCCUUUACUAAUUUGAAAUUAUCACGAUCAGGAGAAUAUAUGUGUCACUAUAUUCGUAGUAAUAAUUCAUUUGUUCAACCAAGUGAUGUUAAAUCAACUGCUACUGAACUAAAUAUUAGAAUUCCAAUUGACAGUACGUCACUGGUUCUCAAACCUACAGAAUCCUAUUAUGAAGCUGGUAAUAAUAUUACUCUCUCUUGUAAAGUUACUAAGCCUAACUCGCCGCUGGUUGAUACUGUUGUGAAUAUGAAAUGGAGUUCUAAUACAAAUAUUUCCCAGCAAUAUUCCAUUCACCCGUACAGUAGCUAUUUCAACCAUAUUCUCACUAAUAUAAAGCUAUCUGAAGCCGGAGAAUACAGUUGUACAUAUUAUCUCAAUAGUACAACUAAUAAUCCUUAUAUUGUACCAAGUGAUGUCAGGACAGGAGUCACUAAUGUAAUUAUUAGAAUUCCUAAUGGUAAUAAUCCAUCAAUUACUCCGUUGUCUUCUUAUUAUAAUGUUGGUAACAGUAUUAGCCUCAUAUGCUCUGUCACUUAUCCACACUCUCCUCUUAUUGAUAUUGCUACUAAUGUGAACAUACAAUGGCUCAAUUCCUCUAAUCACACUCUACACUCAUAUACUGGUAUCAAUAAUAAUACUGAACACACUAUCAGCUACACUAUCAACAAUGUGUCAUUGUCUGAUGCUGGAGAAUAUACUUGCCAGUACAAUGUAUCAAGUACUGACAGCUCAUUUGUUCUAUCCAGUGGAUACAUGACAGCUUCAACUAAUGUUUCAAUUCAAAUUCCAAACAACAAGGUUCCAGUAAUUACUCUCAUUCCUCAUCAGUCUGUGUAUGAUGCUGGUAGUGACAUUACCCUCUCAUGUUCUGUCACUUAUCCAUACUCUUCCUUCAUUGAUGUCGAUACUAAUUUGACUCUACAAUGGUUCAAUUCAUCUAAUCACACUCUUAACUCCAGUACCAUUAUCAAUGAUAAUAAUGGACACACUCUUACCUACACUAUUAGUAAUGCAAGACUAUCUGAUGCUGGACUGUAUACUUGUUCCUUCUUCAUUAAUAGUGUCCCUCAUAUAGUUACAAGUGAUACUACCAUGAACUCCAUCAUAAUUAGUAUCAAAAGUAAGAAAAGUGAUACAGUACAAUGGAAACUGAAUGGAACUAACAUUAGUAAUGAUACUUAUUACAAUAUCAAUACUACUAGUGGUACACUGACUAUACAAGAAGUGAGGAGCACUGAUACUGGAAACUAUACUUGUGGUUCAGGAAGCAUUUCUAUAAUAGUGAAAAUACCUGAUAUCAAUGUUACUGGUCAAUACACUGACCUUACUGUUGGUAGUAGUGCCAGUAUUAACUGUACUACAAUGCCCUCCAUCCCUAACAGUGUAAUAAAAUGGGAUCCGUCAUCAUUCAACACUGAUAGCAAUGAAUUGAUCAUUAAUCCAGUGAUGCUCUCUCAUAAUAACAACACAUUCACUUGUGUGGUAUCAUCAAAUUUACUGGCUAUGAAUCUGACCAAGUCUAUUACUAUUAGUGUAUUAGAUACCAGUGUCUCAUCUGUUACUGUCCAAUCAUUAUCAUCUUAUGUUAUUGGUGAUGAUGUAUCAAUAGUGUGUACUAUUAGUCUCACUAAUGCUAUUGGUCCUAAUGUUUCUUCACUUGUAGUGAACUGGUUUAAAAAUAAUGAAAUGAUAACAGAUGAUAUCAUUAAUACUGGUUCAUCAUCAACAUUUAAUAGUACCCUGACAUUAACACAGGUUUCACCAACUGUUGCUGGAGUAUAUACUUGUAAUGCAUCAAUUAAUGGAUCUAAUAUAGUAUUGUCUGAUUCAAAGCCUUUGUGUAUAAAAGUUAACAAAACUCUACCAUCAGUAACAGAAGAACUAUCCCCUGGUCAGUAUUAUUCAAUUGAUUGUAUCACUGGACCAGUACCUACUGGAGUAUCAGUAUCCUGGCUACUUACUAAUGGUUCUAUUUAUAGUAACAAUAAUACAAUAAUGAUACCAUCAAUACUACCAUCACAUAAUAAUAAUACACAAUAUAUUUGCAGAAUAAUGAUUGAGACUAAUCCUUCUGACUGUAGUACUCAAUCACAGGUCAUAACUUUUAGAAUAAAAGCUAUUUAUAUCAGUUCAGUGACUGUAGUACCUACUUCAAUAUUCAGUUCCAUUAAAUCUACAGCAGUACUGACCUGUACUGUUAAUCUUAAUACUGGGAUAGGUCCUGAUACAUCAUUCAUUAGUCAUUACUGGUAUCAGUAUAGCACUGAUAUUAGUAAUAGGAGUACACCACUGAUGAUUAAUGAUGACAGUAAGAGUCUAGUAACAACACUGAAUAUUACUAGUGUUCAACUCUUUGAUGCUGGAGUUAUAAUUAUAGCAAAUCAGAAGUUGUUGUAG
This is a messenger RNA of Amphimedon queenslandica, 2958 nucleotides long. Its product is annotated as titin-like. The record is from RefSeq and is a predicted model, not a curated record. Bases 1 to 2958 code for a protein of 985 amino acids. Gene Ontology annotation, biological process: cell-cell adhesion. The transcript is spliced from 11 exons. Lineage: Eukaryota; Metazoa; Porifera; Demospongiae; Haplosclerida; Niphatidae.